CGCGCGCACACACAUUCACACAGCGCCAGACGCUUUUGCAAAUAACCCGCCUGCCGCUUCCAGCGCUACUUUUCUUCUCAGGAGACGCGCACGAAGACCUGUUGGAUGUUACUGAAAGCAUUUUGAGGCUGUUGUGCGGAGUUGACAAAAGUACCACUACUUUUUCCCCCUUCGCUCUCUUCAGUGACAUCUUUUGUGACAACUUUUUUGGGACCCCCUUCUCACUUUAUUGGUGAAUAAUCGGGUUAAUUGCAUAUCAUAUUUCCGAACCGUGCAGUUGGAUUAAAAUCAGCAAAAUGAAUAAUUCCGUGAAAUAACUCCAAAGGAUUUCAAGCAUUAAUCCCAGUGUGGUUCCUCCUCUCGCCGAGUGAAGAUGUUUCACAGUAUGUGUGUGCCGGCGGCACAGCUGACUCUACUGGUGCUGACACUUGUAGUGCCCAUGGGCCACACUUGCCCGAGGAGCUGUAACUGCUACCAGGCCAGCGAAGUACACUGUACCUUCCGUUCCCUGCUCACUGUACCCCCUGGCCUGCCUAUACACACACGCCGCAUAAACUUAGGGUACAACAGCAUCGGCAGCAUCCAUGACAGUUCUCUGGCUGGGCUAAAGAAGGUGGAGCUUCUGAUGCUCCACAGCAAUGACCUCCACCAUCUUCCAGAUGGAGCGUUCAAAGACAUGAAAUCACUACAGAUCCUAAAGCUGAGUUAUAACAAGCUGAGAGAGAUCUCUUCAUCUCUGACCUUCUCUGGCCUGACCUCACUGCUGCGUCUCUACUUGGAUCACAACCUCCUCCAGCACAUCCACCCCCGGGCCCUGCUCCAGCUGCCGAGCCUCAGGCUGCUGCGUCUGCAAGGGAACAGGCUGCAUCAGCUGCACCCUCACACUCUGUGCACACUGUCCCUUCUGAAUACAUAUUACUUUUCUACACUCAGACACCUAGACCUGUCCAACAACAGCCUAACCACUCUGCCCAGAGAGACCUUGGCGACAGCACCUCUGCUGGAGACUCUUGUACUGCAGGCUAAUCUGUGGAAUUGUGACUGUAGGAUGAACUGGUUUCUCAGUUGGAGUUUGGCUCAUCCAGGCCUAAUGAAAUGUCCUGGCGGCCCUCAGUGUCCAAUCUGCGCCUCGCCCAACUCCCUCCAAGGUCAAGGCAUGCUUGAGAAGACCGACCUAUCCUGCACCUCGCCUGUAAUCCCCUCCCCAGGAAGAGACACCCCUUUGGAGGCAGAACUCAUUGAAAUCCAAUCAAGUGAAUCCUUCAGAGAGCCUUUAGGCACUGCCUCUCUGGGUCUGUCCGACCAGCAGGGGAACAGUGUUGAUCUGGGUUGCAACAUCACUCACUCCGCUGAGUCCCAGGAUAUUACUCCUCCUCCAGAUUUCUCCCUUUCCUCCUCAUCCCCUCUCCCCCUUGCUCUGUCACUCUCCCUGGAGUGCCCUGUGGAGAGACAGAGCUAUGAGAAACUUUGGAGGAUCCUGGCUUACUACAGUGAGACUGCGGUUCGCCUGGAGAGGGAGAUCAUGCUGAGUAAAGCCCCAGCAUUGGCCUACCGCUACAGGCAGGUGGCAGAGACAGACGGAUAUUAUCACACUGGAGUCAAAGCGUCUGUUAAAGCUAGACCACAGUGGUUGCUGCAGUCAGCAAUUAGCAUUCAGCUAAACAGAGCGCAGUCUAACGGGCACAAAGUUCAACUUAUAUACUCAACAAGAGUUUCUGCUCAUCCUGACCGUGCGUCUCCUCCCUCAACAUCCUCCCCUGCUUCUCACCAGUGGGUGCUGAUAUCAACUAAUCAUACCACCACAGCAUUGGCAGCAGUAGCAGGCAGUAACGUGGACCUGUCAUGCCCUCUCCUAAGUUCUGGUAACCCGACAGUACAGUGGGUUCUCCCAGAUGGAUCCAAGCUCAUCAUUCCCUCCAGCAGCCUUGAUGGUAGGCUCCAGGCUUCAAACUCUGGCUUACGUCUUCACAAAGUGCAGCUCUCAGAUGCAGGGAUAUACUACUGCAUAGCGCGGGCAGGUAAGGAUGUAGAUGUUCUCCCCCUGCGCCUGGCAGUUGAGGAGUCCUCUGUGCCGCCCUCAGGAGAGCAAGUGGGACCUUCUGUCAUCGGAAAUGUUGGGGAGCCAAUCACUCUGUCCUGCAAGGCAUCAGGUUCACCUUCACCUCAUAUGAGUUGGGUGUUACCGGAUGGAAACAUAAUACGUCAGGGAUUAGCUGUAUCAGGUGGGCUCAGUAUGCAAGUUAAUGGGAGUCUCUCUCUGCGUAACCCUGCUCCAAGGGAUGCAGGUCAUUACCGCUGCAUUGCGGUCAACCAGUAUGGUAGUGACUCUCUGUCUAUGCAGCUGGAAUUAAACUCACAAUACCCUCCACCACUUAGGACUUCAUUUCCCAGAGGGCCACAGUCAGCCGCUGGCCGGUCAACCAAGAUACGAGCACCAUUACUAAUGGAGGGAUCGGGGGAUGAAGACGAAGAAGAGAGAACUAUUGUUGGCAAUAGGGGCCAUCCACGCCCUCCCCAACCUCCCCCAAACAGACGCUAUCCAAUCGGCAAACCCCGAAGACGUGGACCUAUGAGAGAAGGCCCUCUAAGAAGAGGAGGGUCUUUAUCUUCCACUGACCAGAGAAGAAACCGCUUUGAUAAAAGACGUAGGAUAACCACAAACAAUCAAAGGAUAGAUCCUCAGAAAUGGGCUGACCUCCUGGCUAAGAUACGACAAAAGACUGGUAAUGUUAAUAACAGCAUGCCUGUCACAGCAGGAAAGCACACAGCUGAACCAGUGGGAGGAGGCAAAGGCGUAGACAAGGGCCAACUAGAGGGACGUGAUGGUACAGAGAAAGGUAGGGCUGAGGGAGCAGGGGUGGAGGCAGAAACUGAGGGGUCAUCUCUUGAUGAUGCUGAUUUACAAGAGGAAGGCCUACAGUAUGUUCACCCUGUUCACACAGAAAUGCCAACAGAAACAAAAACAAGCACUGAAACAGACUCAGAGAUAAAGACGGAGAGGCCAACAGAAACUCAGACAGAUAUAGAGAACGAGCCAGAGAGAGAAACAGAGAACGGAUCUCCGCAGACAGAGACAGUAACAAGCCCAGAGACACAGAAAGAACCAGUCACAACAAAGCCAAUCUCAGGAACAAAUGACAUUGUCCCAGAACUAGGCAAAGGAGUUGAGCCUGAAGCAAAUACCAAUCCAUCUAGAACCAGGCCUCAGAACCCCCGGCAGGGACUCUUCCCUAAUUUGGUACCUAACUCAAGGCCUCAAAGCCCUUGGAACUCCCGCAGGAGAAUCGGACAACGAAGACGAAUCAUUAACAGGCCCAGGGGGCGCCCUUUGAUCCCGCCCCGACCUGUCCCUGACCCCACAAACCAGAGGUCACAAACUGCAACACCUGACACUACCACAGUUCACAUUAAUACAUUGUUGCUGGCCUCAACAACCACAUCUCCAGCUAUUUUGUUGACACACAGUGACCAUAUUAGGACUGCUUCAAAUGAUGCACUAAAUCCUCUGUCUGUACCUGCUUCGAACACUCAUGGCAUCUCCACUUCAAAACCCGCCUCCCUUUCAUUGACUCCCUCUACCUCCCUUCUCACCUCAUUAUCCCCCUCUCACACAAAGACAUAUACAGACACUGUGACUCACUCAGACAAUAUCCCAGACACUGCAGUGUACACACCAGCACCCACUGACUCCGGUGCUGUGACCGCACAGACACAUGAGACACACACAAACGCCAGGACACAUGGCAUACAGACACACACAGAAACACACACAGCCUCAGGCAAACAUGUUGAUAAACCCUCAAGCAAACACAGUGAAGAGCUUGAGAGGAAUUUGUGGGGUGUACCAUAUGUGUCCCACUCCUCCACCUCUUUCUUACUCACUCCUUCCUCCGCUGUUCCCUCCACAGUCUCCACUGCAGCUACAACUACUACUGCAAAAAUCAAAACAACUUCUUUUACUACUCUCAAGAGCACGAGUACUACUAGUAGCACUACAAGUAUACCUACUACUACAGUGAGAGAGGACACACAUCCCACAACAACUUCAAGUACUCCUAUAACUACAAGUCCCACCACAUCAACUACAACUACCAGUAUCAUUCCAACAUCAAGCACUACCACAAGUACUACAACUACUCUCACUUCUACUAUGACUACCACAAUUCCUAUUCUUACAUCUACUACUCCUUCUUCAAAUAGCUCAUCUUAUAGGACGACUACUACCACUACUAGUACUACAAUCUUAUUCAAAGCUAUUCCCACAACUCCAAACCCUACUACUACUACUCCGACUAGUAGAAUUACCAUCUUAGCCAAAACUUCUCCAACUACUACAAGGGUUGCCACACCCAGUACAUUUUCUACUGCUACCACAACAAGAACCACAACGUCAAUCAGGGAGAGGCCAAGCAUUGUUCAAGUUGAUCCCAGAGGGAGGCCUGUUUCUGGGGGUUCAAGCAAGAAUCGACCCCCUACUGACUGGAAGAACCCUGGAACUAAUUCUAUCCCUGAUUCACACAGCAGCAGGCCACGCUGGCCCCCCUACCCGCCGCUCCCUGCAGCCCCUGGGGCCCCAGUGGUGAGAUCCAGGCCGAGGAUUGCAGACCCACACAUCAGGACAGUGUCGUUCCCUGCAGAGAGCACAGCCAGGCUGGCUUGUGAAGCUCAAGGAGAGCCAAAGCCCUCCAUCACAUGGACCAAGGUCGCCACAGGAGCAGUGAUGUCAAUGCACUCCAGGGCUCAGCGUUUUGAGGUCUUGCCAAAUGGCACCCUUGUUAUCCAGAAUGUUCAGCUGCAGGACAGGGGCACAUAUAUCUGCAGUGCACAGAGCUUUCUGGGUCGUGACAGAUUGCUAACCACCCUGGAAGUGUGGACCCGCCCCCCUCGGAUGCAGCUGGCAAGCUAUCGGGAAGCAACCAUUCAUCAGGGCGGAGAGGUGCACUUGGAGUGCCAGGCAGACGGCGUUCCCAGCCCUCUGCUCUCCUGGGUUCUACCUGAUCGUUCUGUCCUGACCACCGCUGCCCCCUCCACCAGCCGCAUCACUGUGGACACAAAUGGAACUCUCCACAUUUCAGUAACUUUACCAAGUGACAGAGGAAUGUAUCGCUGCGUGGCCUCCAACUCAGCAGGUGCUGCCAGUGUCUCUGUGCGUGUACACGUGUCCUCCUUGCCCCCAGUGAUACAGCAACCCAGAGAGGAACACCUGCUUUUGUCUCUGGGGAGGCCUGUUUAUGCUCACUGCUCUGCCCGUGGUGCCCCGCCACCAACUCUGCGCUGGCGAAUCCCAGAUGGGACUCUAGUUCGCCCAUCCCAGUUUCUCCAUGGCAAUCUUUUUGUCUUGCCCAAUGGGACACUGCACAUUCGAGGAGUUGGGCCAAAGGACUCUGGGAAUUAUGAGUGCACAGCAAGUAAUGUUGUUGGAGCUGUUAAGAGAACAGUAAGGGUAAAAAUUGAAGGAGAAGAAGGAGAAAGGGGAUUUGGGGGAGCAAGAAAUGAAGGGGCAAAAGCUACUGAAAAACCGCCUCCCUCAUCUACACUUCAUAAAGACAGAACUCUGUCCAGCCACCCCUCAAAUCCAUUCAACUCCACAAGACUCUCCCCUUCAUCGCCCUUUGACAGAUCCAGGACUUCGCUGCUCACCCCAAACUCUUCUCACUCAUCUUCUCACCCUCUCCGACCCAGCUCCACUAACUCGCCUCCUAAAAUCAAUAAACCAGUCACUGCUUCCCCCACACAUUUCAACAAAACAAAACCCUCCUCUGUCUCCCCACCCUCCACACUACCUACAAAUAACAUCAAAAUCUCGCCCGGCAUUGUAAACAACACAAGAGUUACUUCUUCCUCCUCUGACAAAAGCAUAGCCUCAGCUUUGCGUCCAUUGCCCGUCUCCCCCUUCAGUAAAGCCCGUAUUGUUUCUACGUCACCCUCCACCACUACUGUCCACUACGGGGUAUUUUUACAGCUCCACUGCUCUGUAACUGGCAAUCCGUCACCUAUCAUCAUUUGGAGGACCCCCGGCAGGAAACUGGUGGACAUGCACUUCAGUUUUGACCGACGUCUGAAGGUGCACCCUAAUGGCACCCUGUCAGUCCAGGCAGUAACAGAUAAAGAUGCUGGAGAUUACCUCUGCAUCGCACGCAACAAAGUCUCAGAUGAUUAUCGCCUCCUGCGUGUCUCAGUGGCUACCAAGCCUGCCAAGAUCGAGCCAAAGCAGCCAGUCAAUCAAAUGGUGUCAUUUGGCAAACCACUGAAGGUGGACUGCCAGGCAUCAGGACUGCCUGACCCAGCUGUUCGUUGGAGCUUACCAGAUGGAACCAUGGUGAACAGUGUGUUGCAGGGGGAGGAAAGAGGAGGGCGAGCACGAAGGCUAACUGUGUUUGACAAUGGGACCUUACUGGUUCCAGCAGUGGGUAUGGGAGAAGAGGGAGAGUACACAUGCUAUGCAGAGAAUCAAGGGGGUCAAGACACCAUGAAGGUCAAAGUAAAAGUCAUGAUGUCGUCUCCACCAGCCUUCGCUGAUGACAGAACCUACAAUGUCAUCAAAGUACGUCAGGGGGCAACUGCCACAAUCCGCUGCCAUGCCACGGGAGAUCCUGCACCGAUGGUAACAUGGUUUUCCCCAAUGCAUCGUGUCAUCCCACGAAGUUUGGGAUCUGGUUUUUAUUCUGAGCGGGUUGUAGUAGUUUCAAACGGAAUUUUGGAGGUGCGUCUGGCUCAAAAGACUGACACGGGAAACUAUACAUGCCAAGCAAGCAAUUCGGCAGGGGAGAGGAGCAUGGUGGUGGGCCUAGAGGUGGAGGCUCCUAACCCUGGACUGAGUGGCCAUGUGGGAGGAAGAGGUUGGAGUACCAGCAACGGGCCUGGUAGCGGUUAUAACAGUAGAUCAGGUGACAGCAUUAAUAAUGCAGGGAUAAACCAGUAUGGAUCUACCAACAGAGACACAAGCAAGCCUGGCAGCAAUGACAGCAGCAAUAAUGGCUACAGUGAUAACAAUGGAAGGAUAAGAAAUAUUGUACCAAACACUGAUGUUAACAUAGCAACCAGUAGCUUUAAUCCUGCCCUUAGAGGUGAUAGUAGAGAUGGAGCAAAUCAGCCUGUCAGUGGAAUCACAACUCAACUUGGUAGCAGUGUAAUCAGUGUCGGGGUGAGCGGGGCUCAGAAUAUAGGCAUUAAAACAGAUAACCUCGGAAUAAAUGGAAAUGGGCCUGGCAUUAUGACUAAUAGUGCUAACAUUUACAGCACAGUCAGAGGAGGUAGUGUAGAAAGGAAUCUUGGGACUAAUAAUAAUGAAGUAAUUUCAGGACGGGCUGGUAAUGAUGCUAACACUAGUGGAGAAAAUGGCAGGGUAAGUGAUACUUCUAGAAAUGUCGGCAGCAGUGUUUCUAAUAACGGCGUUAGUUGGAGUAGUAAUGUAGGAGAGAUCAGCGAUAACAACAGGAAUAGUGGUGCUGGUGUAGUUGCUGGUAAUACAGGUGCUAAUGCAGUUGUGGGUGUGGUAACAACAGUGAAGCAGCGAGCUGUGAAAGGCCAAACUGUUCUUUUGCCAUGCCCUUCCCAAGGCUCCCCUCCCCCACGCCUUUCCUGGCUCCUGCCUGGUAACGGUGUCUUGCCAGCUCCUUAUUAUGGCAGCCGACUUACUGUGCACCGAAAUGGCUCUCUAGAGCUGCGAGGAGUGCGCACUAGUGAUGCUGGGACCUUGGUUUGCAUAGUUAGAGGUGAGAGAGGACAGAUGAGGAUACAGGUGGAGCUGGAGGUCUCUGAGCUACAGGAGGAGGCCAGAUCUCCACACAGGGGAGCAACUGUGGAAAGGCCUGUGCAGGAGAACACUCGUAUAAUCGAGAGGCCUCGCUCAUUGGAUUCGGCUCAAUCCUUCAACUCAAGGCCAGCAUUGCCUGGGACACUUCGUCCAAGAAUCCCAAUUACUCAAAAGCCUCUACACAGAGCCCAGUCUUUACCAGUUUUACCUCGCCCAGUUGGCCCUCCACCCCGCUCAGUGAGCCCCGUCUCAGAGCCAGCAGUCAGCACCAGAACGGCUCCCUUAGUAAGCAUUAUUAAUGGAGAGACUCUCCGUCUUCCUUGUCCUGCCUCUCACACCUAUGGAUACACCCAAGGCUCGCUCACAUGGACAAUGCCGAGUGGCAAAUUGCUAUCCCGGGGGGAGAGCAGUGACUCAGGCCGAUACAUAGUCCAACAGGAUGGAACACUAACAGUGCAACAUGCCUCUGUGUUUGACCGCGGCACCUACACCUGCAGAUCCAGUAGUUUUGACUCCUCUUCAAUAUCAGUCGCCACCGUUCCCGUCAUCGUCAUCGCCUACCCCCCACGCAUCACAGCAGGCCCCUCCCCUGUGACCUACACUCGACCCGGGGUUGCUGUGGAGCUGCCAUGCCUGACAAUAGCAACUCCCCGGGCAACAAUCACCUGGGAAACACCAGACCUGACACAGCUGACGGCGAUGGGUCAGGCUCGUAUCUAUGGCAACCGCUACCUUAGUCCUCAGGGAUCUUUGGUGAUACAGAACCCGACAAGCCGGGAUACAGGAUUUUACAGGUGCACCGCCAAAAAUGUAAUAGGAGUAGACACCAAGGCGACCUACCUGCAUGUUAUAUAAUGAGGUGAAGCAAACACACACACAAACAUGCAGCAGAAAAACAGAGACGCCAUCAGUCCCCUGACCUGGUAAAUUAACUUUUCUGCUGUUAACACUGCAGCUGUUAAUACUGUAUGUGUCCGACAUGCCCAAUGGAACUGCAAGACUCCAUGCAGGAGAUACUGUUCAGAAAAUCUCAGAAAAGAAACUACUAAUAAACAGGUAUAUGUCUCAUGUAUGGAUUUUUUAAUGUUUGAUGGCUUCAAUACUGAAUUAUUUUUAUAUCAGGAGCUGCAAGAUUCUCUGCAGGUACCACUUCAUGCAUUUUAAUCCGCUUAAACAAAUCAUUGGUGUUUUAGGAGGGUUGUUUUCUGUGUCUUAGCGGCCUAAAACCUAUUUUGAAGUGAAGUCAAGAAAAUGUAUUACAUACUGAUGCACAAAUGUAAAUGCCCACAUCUGUAAGCUUCAUUUGUUUUAGCACAGCAUGUUUUUGCAACACUGUUUUUUUUCCUGCCUUGUGUUAAAAUGCAGCCCAAUGCAAUAUGGACAAAAUCAUGGUUUUGUGUAAAACAAAGAAGAAAAUCUUGCAGCUUUGGGUUUUCACCUGGAAGAGGGGAUUAACAUUCUUCCAUCUUUGAGCAUGUAACUUAAGUAUCGCUAAACUCGCCUAAAAAAGAUGCUUUUCUUGACUGCUUUAUUUCAUUACUUCAUGCAUUCAUCCAGCAACACUGAACUACACUAUAACAUACAGUAUUUUACUGACUAAGUCACUGAAAAUAGAGGAUACAACUCAGCAUCACACAAAGAGGCUGAUUGUCUUUUAUAGCUGUCUACAGGCACAAUAAUAUACAAUAAUCCAGUUUGGUGUUUAUUCAUAAACACCAAACAGGAUAUUAUUUAUUAACAUUUGAUUUUUUCAAAUGUUGCAAACUGGGACUUCAUUUGCCAAAAUACUAAUAGGAUUUAAAAUUUCAACUUGAUAUUCACUUUGUUAACCAUAGAAAUACUUUCUUUUUUUUAAUUUAUAAACUCUAUAUUUGACAAACGUUGGAUUUUGUUUAUGUGGUGCAUAUAUAGCAAACAGUAGCUUAAAUUGGCAACCUUUUUGUGCAUUACAGUGCCUACAUGUUACGCUGAAUGUGUAACAGAUAUGAUGAUAGAAGUCCUCAGCAUUACUUGUCACCCACACAUCUUUUUCAGGACUUUUUGAACCUUCUCAUGACUUAUUUGUAGGUUUCAAACCUUAGCAUGUAAUCUUCUACCACCAUCAAGUGUAUCUCAAAUUCUCACGGCAUUUCUGUGGCAGACCCAGAUAUGGUACAAAGCAGUCAUGUAAACACAGCUCUUUGAAGAUUUAUCUACAUGAUUAUUUUGAUGGUUCUUUGAUGUUUGUCCUUAAAUUAUUUGUCUUGUAAAGACUCUGUUGUAAGACGCCAGUGUUUUGUCAUAAAGGGAGAAAUUAUUAAAUUUUUAUUAAGUAUGUUUGAUGUCUUACAAGUCACAAAUGAGUGACUACUUGUUAUAUUUUGAACAACUUCAUUUUAUAAAUAAAAGUGGA
Plectropomus leopardus (leopard coralgrouper) is the source of this 10148-nucleotide messenger RNA. Its product is annotated as matrix-remodeling-associated protein 5-like. The record is from RefSeq and is a predicted model, not a curated record. NCBI's taxonomy places the organism in Eukaryota, Metazoa, Chordata, Actinopteri, Perciformes, Serranidae. Gene Ontology annotation, molecular function: protein binding.